Messenger RNA from Colletotrichum spaethianum, 1353 nucleotides. RefSeq names its product FAD-dependent urate hydroxylase. The record is from RefSeq and is a predicted model, not a curated record. The transcript is spliced from 6 exons. NCBI's taxonomy places the organism in Eukaryota, Fungi, Ascomycota, Sordariomycetes, Glomerellales, Glomerellaceae. Gene Ontology annotation, molecular function: monooxygenase activity; FAD binding. The coding region runs from base 1 to 1353 and encodes 450 amino acids.
AUGGGAUCUAUGCCAGCAGGAGGAUGGAGACAGCUUGAUGUCGGUGUCGUCGGCGGAGGUAUUGGUGGCAUGAGCGUCGCAAUUGCCCUCCGCCGCGCAGGCCACAAGGUUUCCAUCUACGAGCGCAACGACUUCGCUGGUGAAGUCGGUGCAUCCGUCUCAUGCGCCGCGAACGGCACCCGCUGGUUGCACGAGUGGAAUGUGGAUGUCGCAAAGGGCGAUCCCGUCGUCUUGAAGAGUCUCAUCAACCGAGACUGGAAGACGGGUGAACCAGUCAGCGUUUACAGCCUCGACGACUACGAGAAACGUUGGGGUUACGUUUAUAACAUGUUUCAUCGUCAGUACAUGCAUGCGAUGCUCAAGGACACGGCGAUGCAGGAGGAGGGCGAGGGAACCCCCGCAAAACUGUUUCUUAACCACAAGUGCAAAAACAUCGACGUGAGCGCCGGAAAGGUGGAGUUCGAGAACGGCUACUCUGCGACUCAUGACCUCAUCAUCGGCGCCGAUGGCAUCGGCAGCGCGGUGCGGGGCUUCAUCGGCAUUCGGCCGGAAAAGCGCCCCGCCGAAUCCAGUUGCUUGCACGCCAAUGUCCUCACCGAGGACGCAGUCAAGGCCGGUCUCGUCGAUUAUUCCCAAGACAGCGCUCUUGAAUACUGGGGUGGUCAAGAGGGCAAGUGGGACAAGAUCGUCCUCUCGCCCUGCAAUGGCGGAAAGCUGCUGUCGUACUACUGCUUCUUCCCAAGAGAAAAAGGAGAUUACGUGAACCAGGCCUGGGGUGUUGAGGACCGGCCCGUCGAAGAGUUGCUUGCGCCAUUCCCUGAGUUGGACAAGCAAAUCCUCGCGCAUCUUGCUAUUGGCAAGGAUAUCCAGCCUUGGCGUCUAUGGAUGCACGACCCUUACCCUUAUAUCAACAAGAACAUGGUUUGCUUGCUCGGCGAUGCAGGACACCCUAUGAUGCCUCACCAAAGCCAAGGCGCAUGCAUGGCCAUCGAAGAUGCCGCUGCGCUUGGAAUUCUUUUCCACCCUAAAUACUUCAGCGGAAACGUUGCUGAGACCCUGGAGGUCUACAACACCGUCCGGCUGCCCCGUGCCACCCGUGUCCAGGCUGCGGCUGCCAAGGCCGCGUACAACAUUAACGAGCGUAUCGGUUUCUCAAACAAUACCAACACGAGCACCUAUAAGGUAGCAGAUGAAAAGGCUAAGCUGACGAUCGAGGAAAUGAACGCAUAUGACAUGUACAAAGACAUCGAGGAGGCCAUCGCUCAACAAGCAGGGGCGCCAUUUAACCACAAGUUUAUCAAGGGCUUGCCGAUAGGACUUGAGUUAUCUCCAGGUGUCAUUGUUGGACAGUAG